Molecule: messenger RNA, 1966 nt
Organism: Poecilia latipinna (sailfin molly)
Lineage: Eukaryota; Metazoa; Chordata; Actinopteri; Cyprinodontiformes; Poeciliidae
Gene: hhla1
Product: HHLA1 neighbor of OC90
Exons: 7
Coding region: 85-1260 (391 amino acids)
Source: RefSeq, a predicted model, not a curated record
UAUUGAUUGAUCGGUUUAAUCUGGAGCGAUUUGAGGCCAUUAAAGUUCAGCGUUCAGCUCUGACUGGAAACUUUGACCUGUUAAAUGUCUGAUGUGUUUCCUGUUUGUGUCUCAGUCAGCCAGAGGAACAACUCCGACUGCAUCUACAUCUGUGUGAUGGCGGGGAAGACGGGCAGAGAGCUGAGCGGCGUCUGGGACGACGGCUCCGUCACGCCGCUCUUCAACCAGACGAUUGUUGAAGGACCAAACAGAGUGGCGAACCUCUCCUCCAUUCGACUUCCUGUUGCUUCGCCACAUCUGAGCAGAACAUCGUCAACCACGUUAAAGGUCACGACCUCCGUGGCGGUCACACCGACGUCCUCCAGGCCUCCAGGCUUCACUACAGGACGUCCAUCAAACAUCAGGACGAGCCAAAGCGUCUCAACUCCACAGAUCAGAACAGCAGGAGCAGCAGAGGCGACAUCAGCUGGAACCACGAGACGACCAGCCAGCGCCGCUGCUGCAGCUAUGCCUGCAAUCACAGCCCGACCUCCUGCAGCUGCAGCCACAUCAGCAGCUGCAGCCACAGCCACAGGCGUAACCGCAGCCGCUGCUGCAGCUCCGCCUGCGAUCACAGCCCGACAUCCUGCAGCCGCAGCAACAUCAGCAGCUGCAGCCACAGCCACAGGCGUAACCGCAGCCGCUGCUGCAGCUCCGCCUGCAGUCACAGCCCGACAUCCUGCAGCUGCAGCCACAUCAGCAGCCGCUGCUGCAGCUGCAGCAACAUCAGCAGCCACUGCUGCAGCUCCGCCUGCAGUCACACCCCGACCUCCUGCAGCAGCAGCCGCCCUGAAAUCACCUGACAGUCUGGUGGAAACAAGCAUUUCUCCAGCAUCUCCUCUACAAACGACCUUCACUAGACCUUCAACCCUCCGACCAGCAGGACGACCUGCAGAGACGACGCCGAGCAGCAGAGACAGAACACCUGACCGGCCCAGAGAAACGGAGAGACCAGGCUGUCCCUGGAGGAGGCCGGAGCCUGGCGGCGAAGCGGAGACGCUCGGAGAGCUGAAGCUGCAGCCCUGCAUCCUGGAGCUCUGCCGGUUCUUCUCCCAGUGCCUCUGCAGGCCGCUGAGCCCGACGCGCACCAAAAGAUACUGUGACGACAGCUUCCUGUGGUACGAGGAGCACACGUUCGAGGUGUGCCGAAGAGUCAAGAGAGUUUCCUUCUCCAGAAAUCUGAAACAGAGAUGCUUGUCUAAGAUGUGCAACAAACUGUGACCCGCCAGGAAGCGGCGGAAACAAAGAGCCGUUCAUCUUCCAACAACAGCUGGAAGCUGCUGGUGAUUCACAAAACAUGCAGUUUGCACCUUUUAUCUGGAUAUUAAUCACUAAUCUGCCAUGCAAAAUAUAAAGUUUAUUUAAGAGAAGAAACUAGUUUUAAAACAUUAGUCUUUAUUGGUUGCCUCUGUUUACAGUUUGUUUUAAUCCGACCUGCAAUGAAAACAUCAGGUUGAUGAACGUAAACUUUAAUCCAUGUGACUUUUAAAUAUUUGAUUUGUUCUUCAUGUUUAAAAAGUAAAUGGCUGUUUAAUGUCAUGAAGAAGAAACAUGACGCCAUGACGAAUAAUCUCAGUUUUUUACCCUGAAUGUGACGAACAUCCUGCAUAAUUCAGCUGGAAAACAAACAAAUUUCAGAAGAAAACGAGGUUUCCGUUAAGGAUUUGUAGUGUGAGCGUCUCGUCUAUUUAUUACUCCUCAUGCUGCAGGUUCAUCAGAUCCAGUGUUUUCAGAGUUCGGAGGAUUUUACCCAUAAAAGACAGAAACGUUUAUCUGUAGAAAACAAGCAGAGAAACUGGUUUUCGUUCUGGCGGUCAGGAAGUCGCUGUGCUUGAGUUUUGGUUUGCAUGUCGAUAAUUUGGCUUUUAAUUCAUGAAAGAUGCUUGUUUACUAACAUUUCUACAGUCUUAUUAAAGUAUUUAAAAUA